Drosophila eugracilis is the source of this 6409-nucleotide messenger RNA. RefSeq names its product serine protease filzig (gene flz). Gene Ontology annotation, molecular function: serine-type endopeptidase activity. Gene Ontology annotation, biological process: proteolysis. The transcript is spliced from 7 exons. The record is from RefSeq and is a predicted model, not a curated record. NCBI's taxonomy places the organism in Eukaryota, Metazoa, Arthropoda, Insecta, Diptera, Drosophilidae. Bases 765 to 5786 code for a protein of 1673 amino acids.
GCGUACGGACGCCGAGAGAAAGAGCAGCAGCGACUUGGCGAAAGAAAGCAGAAAGGCGGCGAAAACAGGAAUAGCCGAUCGGUGGCAAAAGCAGCAACAGUAGAAGCAACAGCGGCUGAAGAAGAAGCCGAGCAGACGCCGAAUUAGAAAUGUUUACCAUUUAAGCGACACCUAAUAGGAAUACUCUCACGUACCGCUCUUGGCUCUCUGCAACGAACGCGCUCUCCCGCGUUAAAGUGAAAGUUUUCCACACAAAAGUGGCGAAGGUCCGUUAUCUUGGCCGCUGUUCCGACCAACUUGCAAUCAGACAGUCAGACACACGCGGAGCGUUCAGUCGACCGGACGCAUGGUCGCUGAUAUAAGAUAUAAGAUAUAGCUAACCGAUGUCAGAUACUAAACUAUCCUAUACUAUAUAUACAUGUGGUGCAGUGUGUUAGUGUUUUGGUGCGAGCAACUGUAAAUUCGCCCAAAGAAAGUGCGGUCGUCGCAAUUAAAUCGAAUUGAAAUCGGAAUCGAAAUCGGAUCUACAGUUACAACUUCAUUUCGCGUUCGUCGCCUAAGUCUUUCGUUUUAGCGCGCGCCGUUACAACAUUGUUUUCGCACUUACUAGCCCGAUUUUGUUUGGCUUAGUGAUUUCGAAACAAGCUGGGCGAAUAUCAUAACGAGCUCUAUUAAAUAUAUAAAAAAAAAUUAUUAUAUUUAUAACGCUGCCAGACGGUCUAGGCCAAGAACUCGAAGCAAGUGUCGUCCGGCCAGCAGCAAACAUGUUUAAGUGGGUUACGCCGGCCUCAACGGCGACGUUGUCCCGCUGCACACUAACAGCGGCAACAACAACAACAACGAGAACAGCAACAGCCACGGCGAGAACAACAAAACCACAACUACUUUCCAUCGCUUUAACAAGUUUAAUAAUAAUAGUCGCAUCAUUUGUGCCGACAACAAGUGGAUUUAGAUCAAUUGAAACGAAUGGCGGUGGUCGCAAACUUUUUGGAGGCUAUCGCAUCACCCCAAAGCACUGCCGUGCCACCAAGACGCUGCCCAGCUCGGAUCCGCGAGCCAAUGGACCCACCAUCUGCAUGUUCAACCACGAGUGCGCCCAACGGGGUGGCGAGGUGGUUGGUGCCUGCAUGGAUGGCUUCCUGUUCGGCGCCUGCUGUCAGAUUCCACCCACCCACGAGUUAGCCAGUACUUUGAUCAACGAAGCCCAAAACGCUUACUUCCAACAGCACCAGCAGCAGACAAAGCUCCAGCAAUCAGCAGCCCAAUCGUCGUUCGAGAGCUAUGGCGAGCAGCAGCAGCAAUCCCUGAGUGAAGAGCAGGUGGCACCCCAGCCAUCGCAGAACAUUUAUGAUCAACAGAACCUGGACAAGGUUUACCAGCAGUUGGGCAGCAGCAGUAGCAUCAGUCCACCCAGCAGUUCUUAUGGUGAUGAACCCCAACAGCUUGACUAUCAGCCUGAGUCGGAGGCACCCGUUCAAGAUGAGCCUGGUUACUCUAGCAGCAGUUUGUCCACAGAGGCUACUCAAUCGCAGUCUUCCUCCGCCAGUGUGGAGUUCGAGCAGGAGCCUUCCCAGCAGGCAGACAUCUCUAAUGAUCAGACCACUCAGAAGAUUACCAAGCAACCCGUUCAGCCCGUCCAGCCACCUAACUUCCAUGUGCACAAGAAUUCCGUGACCAUCAACUCACCCUCGUCGCCGCCACAAAAUGAUGAUUUCGUGAUGCAGGUGCUCAGCACUCUGCCUCCAGAACAUGCUGAUGAUCAUCAUAUUGUCUUCACCACUGAGGUGCCAACAAAGAUUGCCAGCGGCUUGCAGGAUCAAACGAGCUCCGAGUCCAGCUCUUUCGAAGAGGUUUCCUCAACGCCUGCAGCCACCCAAAAACCCAAGACAAAACCAACCCAGAAAGCCACUCAGAGACCCACUCCGAAGCCCACAACGAAGCCCACUCCAAAGCCUACGCAGAAAGCCAAGCCGAAACCCGUCCCUCAAUUGGCGGAGAGCAUGAAGCGACCCAUCCAGCAGAAGCCACAGGUGGUGAAGCAACAGCCAAGUCCAAAGCCAGCCCAGAGUGUUAGCAAUCAUCACCACCACAACCAUUUGAUCCUUGAUGGUGGAGAGUUCACUCACAGUGAUAUUACCCACCCCGGAGCAGAUGCCGAUCUCGUAGAGGAUCUACAGUUCUCCACAGGCUAUGGUCCUCAGCCUGUAUACGCGGAACCACCAAAGCAGCAACAGCAGCAGCAUCAGCAACCAGCAGAGCAGAGCUACAUCUCCUCCAGCACCAGUGCCAAACGUCCAACAACCGGUCAGAACAGUCCCACUACUAUUUCCUCGAUUACCACCCAUGUGGACUCCAUUGAAUCCAUCAUCCUGCAGCUGAACAACACUAGCCACGGUCCCAGUUACAAUGUGGUGAGCCAGCAGACUCCCUCAUAUGGAUACCCCGAAGCAGCGGCAGUUCACACAGAGCCAGCUACUCAGCCUUCAUCUUUCUACCAGGAUAACGAGUCAGAAAAGAUCCAGGAACAGGAUUCACAGUCCGAUUAUGGUUACACCACCACAGUUAACUACGAGUCUUCGUACAAUAAGGUUUCCGAUGAGCAGGAUGCAUCGGCAGCUGUCAGCCAGUCCGCUGAGAUGCCCACCGCGCGUCCCGGUUACGGAGAAGAUGUUUCCGCUGUGAUGGAGGAUCAUACACUACCGGCCAGUGGCUACCACGAUGCUAUGGCUCCACUUGCUCCGCAGACUUCUGAGUUCAACAAGAUGCCUGUGGGCGUUGCUUACCCAGUGGAUAUGUCCUACAUGGAGGAGGAUGAGAAUCUUCCGGCCACGGCCGCUGGCUAUGGCCAGGUUAGCAGUGACUCAUACGAGGCAAGCACAGAAUCCGCAUAUCAGAAGCUAUCCACCGUCCAAACUGAGGAACCGAAGCCAGUUCCUACAUAUAUUCGUCCCACCACCAAUGUCAAUAAGCAGAAUCGUCCAGUGGCCUCUUACAUCGGCAUGGUGACCAUGCAACACUACAGUCCCCAACCCGGAAAUGGUGACUAUCAGGCUCAAGUUCCACCCGAAGUAUCCGUGUCCUCACACACCACCAAGGUGGAGGAGGAGAUCGACGACACCUCGAAUGUCUAUCAGCAGUCUGAAACCACUUCCGGUUAUGUAUCCCCACCAACUGCUACGCCUCCUGCAGCUCAGCGUCCUCAGUACGACUCUGUUCAAGAAGAUGCCUCCUCGGAGCGACCUGUUUUGGUGACUGCCAGUCCCAGACCUCGCCCCAAGCCUAGUACCAAGCGACCUGCCGUGAAGAGACCCAUCAACGGGGAGAACACCAAGAAGAAGCCACAGCCGCAGCCAAGUGCUGGUGCCUACAACCAAGAGAAGAUCAGCGAGCAUAGCACCAGGAAACCUGUGUCCAGCGGAUACGAUAACGUACCCGAGUCGCCCAUCACGCACAUUCAGAUCAAGAAGCCAGUGGCUAAUCCUCACAAGGGGCAAGAGCAAACUGGCUACCCAAGACCUGCUAGUGCUGUAUACGAACAAACGACUGCCUCAGCUCCUGCGCCAGCGGCUCCGGCUCUCAACUACGACAAGCCAGAUGCCCCUCCCAGCCAGUACGACCAGCCAUCAGCUCCAUCCCCCAGUUACGAUCAACUGGCGCCGAUGCCAUCACUUACCUACGAUGAGGAGCACGUGGUUAGCUCGCCAGGAAGGAAACCAGCAACAGCCAAGCCCAUUUCCACCAGCUACGUGACCGGACCAAGCACUCCACGACCACCAGCCACCGUUGACUACCACUACGAUAAUGUGCCACCACUAUUCAUGGCUGAUGACAAGCUUGAUGCCUUUAUCCAAAGCACAGCAGAGAACAUUGUGGGCUCCACACCCGGAAACUAUCAGCCUCCUCUGGUGGCUACUGCUUCCACCCCAAUCUACGCCCAAAGACCCACCAGCAGUGGUAGCUAUGGACAUAAGAAACCUGGAUUCGUGCAGAUCAAUGGAACACCCAAACCUCCUCGGCCCACGGUUCUCAUUACACCCAAGCCGACUGCCAUUAAUCUGGUGACCUACAGCUCUUUGAAUGACGAUGGCAACAAACUGGCCUCCAGCACGGGAGCUUACGUGACCGGAAGACCCGGAGCGCAGGGAGUAAGCUCAAACGACUUCGAGGAUCCCGGAUACUUUGGCAGCAGUCCCGUUCAUGUCGCCUUUACACAAUCCACCACAGAGGCUAUCUAUGCUGUGCCUUCCGAUGAUAAACCCGCUUUCCCCGGCUACUUUGGACCCACACCCUCGUAUCCCGCCUUCUCAGUUCCUGGCGAGAAAGUUGGCCAGAAUGUGAUGGAGGAGACUUACACUUCGCCCAAUGACUUUGUUAACUUCCCGCCAGUUAGGAAUCCAAAUCUCAACAUGUCUGCUGCCUCCAGCGCAGUGACCAGCGAUCUAGACCUUUCCACUCCCGCAUUUGUGGAGGAUGUUGUCCUCAAGGACAAAAUGCACACCCUGGUUCAUAAGUUGGUAGCUUCUCUGCAGGGUAACUUCGAGGCGCUGGCUGAUAUGAUUGAAGAGCCUGGAAGCAAUAAGACUGUUGCCACCUACCAAGCUGGAGCAGGUGGAACCGCCAAGCCCGUUAGGGUAGUUACCACUCGCAAGCCCGUGAGGGUAGCCACAACUGCCAGACCAAAGGUCACCACAAAGAAACCUGUGACUCGAGUCACGACCAAGGCACCAAACAAGAAGACCUCCGCCGUUAGCAGUACCACUCGCAAGCCCGUAACCCGACGCACGACUGUGGCUGCAAAGGUAACCACGACUACCCGAAAACCAGCGACCAGAAAGCCAACCCGUCGAGUCAGCAGCACCAUAAAGACCACAACCGUAAGCUCGGCUAGACCCGCGGACGAUGAGAUCGUAGACGAAGAGGAUGAAGAGGACGUGAACCCGAAUCCCAGUGACAAUGAGAUCGACCAGGGUGCCACUCUCAGCUCGUAUGGCGGAGCCAAUGGACGGAAGAUUCAGUGCGGUGUGCGGCCCCAUGUCAAGUCCGGCCGCAUUGUCGGCGGCAAGGGCUCCACCUUCGGCGCCUUCCCCUGGCAGGUUCUCGUACGGGAGUCCACCUGGCUAGGUCUGUUCACCAAGAACAAGUGCGGCGGCGUCCUCAUAACCAGCCGCUAUGUCAUCACCGCUGCCCAUUGCCAGCCCGGCUUCCUGGCCUCUUUGGUGGCCGUCAUGGGUGAAUUCGACAUUUCCGGCGACCUGGAGAGCAAGCGUUCUGUGACUAAGAAUGUGAAGCGUGUCAUUGUCCAUCGGCAAUACGAUCCUGCCACCUUCGAAAACGAUCUGGCGUUGCUGGAACUGGACAGUCCCGUGCAAUACGAUACCCAUAUAGUGCCCAUUUGCAUGCCCAACGAUGUGGCGGACUUCACUGGACGCAUGGCCACCGUGACCGGCUGGGGACGACUCAAGUACGGAGGUGGAGUGCCCUCAGUUUUGCAGGAAGUGCAGGUGCCGAUUAUCGAGAACAGCGUUUGCCAGGAGAUGUUCCACACUGCUGGCCACAAUAAGAAGAUUCUCAACUCCUUCCUGUGCGCCGGUUAUGCCAAUGGACAAAAGGACUCUUGCGAGGGUGACAGUGGCGGUCCGCUGGUGCUGCAGCGUCCUGAUGGACGCUACGAGUUGGCCGGAACCGUGUCUCACGGCAUCAAGUGCGCGGCGCCCUACCUGCCCGGCGUCUAUAUGCGUACCACCUUCUAUAAGCCGUGGCUGCGUAGCAUAACGGGAGUGAAAUAAGGAGGUGCCUCCAGAGCCCUGGCUUCCGUGGUCUUCAUGUCAUUUAGCUGCAGGGGAAGGAGCAACAAGUGUAAAUAGAAUGUAGAGUUUUAAGAGUCGCGAGCAGAAGCGUGGGAAAAAGUUGAUUCAACUUUUUAGCGACGUCGCAUUUUUUCACCCCUUUCCACCUCCUCCUCCUCCUCCUCCAUGCUACCAUCAUUUCAUUAGCAUAAUUGAAAAUCAACUGCAGCAACUUCAAAUAAGAUACUCUGGGGAUUCUCAAUAUUCCGAGAUAUCGCCUGCAGAUUACGUUUUUUGAGUACGCGUGCCUAACACUUGUAGAGUCUGAAUGAGAAUUACGCUAAUAAGACAUAUUUAUUAUAGUUCUAAGACUAUUUAUUUGACUAUUUAUUUAUCUAUGUACGAGUAUGUGACGAAACGAAGCGAUUUGUGCGUUUGAUUCAACUAAAAAAAUUGUUAUUUUCAUAGGCAAAUUGUUGUUAUGUUCAAAUGAAAGCGAGAGCAAAUGUUUUUAGUUCAAUUGAAUUUACUAAUUUAUCGAUUUAUAUUAUUAAUUUUUUUAUCUAAUUACGUUUUAUGUUAAUUGUUAAGUGAACGAACCAAUCGAAAAGAGAUCGAAAUAA